This is a messenger RNA of Lasiosphaeria miniovina, 2205 nucleotides long. RefSeq lists its product as uncharacterized. The record is from RefSeq and is a predicted model, not a curated record. Bases 299 to 2020 code for a protein of 573 amino acids. The transcript is spliced from 4 exons. Lineage: Eukaryota; Fungi; Ascomycota; Sordariomycetes; Sordariales; Lasiosphaeriaceae.
GGGCCCCAAAACGAGUCCAGACGUCAUUCCAGCCGAAACGGGAAUAAACUGCUGGGCCUUUCAGAGCUCCCGGCGUUUGCAAAUACCUUCCCGUCAAGUUUACUCUAACCGCACCUGCACGACCCUCCCGCUCGACACGGAGGAAUCUGCGAUCACAACAGCAACGAUACACGAUACGUACGCGAUACGACAACUCCUGCUGUGGAAUCCUUUGUGCCAUUUCGAUUGUUCGGACGGAUAUCCGAGUCCAAUUAAGUCAGCCUCGGAUCCUGGCAGCAUCACACAAAAUUCCCCAGCCAUGGCGAGCACCGUCGUGACAGAAAACACGCCUCUGCUGCCACCGGCCUUACCGUCGUCGCCCGAAUCUGGCCGCCCCUCGCGCCCUGCCCGAAAUGUCACCUUCAAUCCCAAUCCCGUAACCAAGACCAUUGAACCAGAGUCGGAGCGCCGCCACCCGCGCAUAGCCCAGCAGCAGCAGCAGCAACAGCAGCAUCCACACCACUUUCCGCUUUCCUCGUCGGCCUCGUCUGCCAUCAGCACUGGAGGCCUUGGCGGCGGCCCUCCAAUGCUGUCGGCCCUGAAUAACAAGCUGCGCCGGCGCAACAGCCACGGCGGUCCCCUGGGUCUUCCUGGCUCCGUUGGUGGCGGCGGGCUCCCCUUGGCUGCCGCUGCUGGUGGCGCCCACCAGCCCAAGAUUGGCCCCCAGCGCAGCACCAAGAACGCACAGAAACUCAAACUACUCCCCAACCCCGAGCUCAACGAAGCCGGCGCCGACGAAGAGAGCGGUCGCGAUGUCUACUCCCAGUACACGCGCAUCAAGGACCCCACGGCGCGCAGAGACGCCGCCCGCCUCGGCAAAGCUGACCGCGACAGGCUGCCCAGAGUCACGGCCUACUGCACCGCAAACAGAUACCAGAUGGACGGCCUCAUGAGGUUUCUCAAGGGGCGGGGCAAGGCACGCGGCGCAAACCCGAAGCUGAUCGACGAGUGCAUAUACACGCCAUACAACUACUCCAAAAAGGCCGAAAGUGCCCGCCAGGAGAGAGCGGCGGCCGAGAUCCAUUCGACCCCCGCGGUUGGUUACGAGCGCAGGCAUUCGAUGGGCGAGAUGCCCGAGACUGACGGCGGCUACCAUCCCGACGACCUGGGUCUGGGACUGGGCCUUAGCGACACCGACCUUGGCAACAGUGCAUCUCACGACGGCGUCAGGGACCUGAUACCACACGGGCUGGGCGACGAAAACGCAUUGGUCGACGAGAUGCCCGAGUUCGACAUCCUCGUGCACACGCCCGAGGUCUUUCUCUUCAACUACGGCGUCGUGGUGAUAUGGGGCAUGUCGGCAGCGCAGGAACAGCGGUUCCUCAAAGAGAUUGCGAAAUUCGAGACGGAGAAGCUGGCGCCCGACGACGUCGAGACCGAAUUCUUCAACUUUUACUACACGCGCGAGUACCAAGCCCGCAUAUACAACGACUUUAUCACACUACGAGACAAGAACAGCUACAUGACGAAACUAGCCAUCUCCCAUGCGCUAGCCCAGAGCGUCAAGACGUCGCUCUUUGAGGAGCUGAUAGCCCUGACCAUCGACACGUGCAAAGACAUACCGACACAGAUUGCCCUGACAGGCAAGAUCGACCUCAGCCGGACGCAGAUCAACAUGCAGAUUGGCGAGCUGUUCAUUCUGCGCAUUAACAUCCACCUCAACGGGUCCGUCCUCGACACCCCCGAGCUGUUCUGGGUCGAGCCGCAGCUCGAGCCCGUCUACCAGGCCGUGCGCAGCUACCUCGAGAUGGACCAGCGCGUCGGCCUGCUGACGGAGCGCCUCGACGUCAUUGCCGACCUCCUGGCUGUUCUUAAGGACCAGCUCAGCCACGGCCACGGCGAGAAGCUCGAGUGGAUUGAGUGGGCUUUGAGCGCGAAGCUGAUCCAGUGCCCAUCCUUUUCUCCCCCCAACAGUCAUUGUGCUUAUCGCCGCCGAGAUUCUCGUGGCUGUUGUAAAUAUCGUCGUAGACUUAGAGGGUGAGAGGCGUACAUGGCGCGGCGCGUUGGGCUUGCUUGGAGCCCCUGACUUUUUCUUCAGUCUUAUUUUGAUUUUGGGGGUUUGGGAUAAGAAGGAAAAUCAUGUGCGGCAUUGAAUUUGUGCAUUUGCAUCCGAGAACGGGGCGGCUUUUUUCUUUCUUUCAGUCUCUCUCCCUCUCUCUCUCUCUC